Molecule: messenger RNA, 1971 nt
Organism: Lasiosphaeria miniovina
Lineage: Eukaryota; Fungi; Ascomycota; Sordariomycetes; Sordariales; Lasiosphaeriaceae
Product: anaphase promoting complex subunit 8
Exons: 3
Coding region: 1-1971 (656 amino acids)
Biological process (GO): cell division; anaphase-promoting complex-dependent catabolic process; positive regulation of mitotic metaphase/anaphase transition
Cellular component (GO): anaphase-promoting complex
Molecular function (GO): protein binding
Source: RefSeq, a predicted model, not a curated record
AUGGGCCUUUCUGCAAAAGAUGCCCUCCACCUCAAGGAGGCUCUGCAAAUAGCGGCCGUCAAGUGUUCCGAGCGGUGUCUUUAUCAAUCGGCAAAAUGGGCGGCAGAGCUCCUCGAUGCUCUCCCAGACGUUCCUGCGGCCGAACUGGGCCAGGUAGCGUCGAGCAUGCCAGGAUCCCAGGUGCAUCCCGCCUUUGCGCCCAAUGCCGACCCCCUCGAGGCCGCUCUCGAGGCUAAGGAGUUAAACAAGUACCUGCUAGCCAAGACAUUUUUCGACUGCAAAGAGUUCGAUCGAUGCGCCGCCGUCUUCUUGCCGGAGUCUCUCCUAGCCGGCCUGCUCUCGGCGAAGGCGAAUGACACAACCUCUCCGAGGGGCAAGGGCAAAGCUACCGCCGCCCCGUCAGCGGAGCAGUCGCUUCCUGCCAUCAGCCAGAAGAGCCUGUUCUUGGCGCUCUAUGCGAAGGUCAUCUCCGGAGAGAAGCGCAAAGACGAAGACUCGGAGAUGAUCAUGGGGCCUCAAGAUCUCGGCUCUGUAGUAAACAAGCAGCUGCUCGUCGUCACUCGCUUCCUUGAGAGGUGGCUUGCGGAACGCAAGGCUGAAGACUGCGAGCUGUCAGCAAGCCAAGGUUUCCUCGAGUAUCUCUACGGUAUGGUCUUGGUGAAGGAGAAGAACGAUAGCGUCGCCCUGGAUUACCUCAUGCAGAGUGUUCACCUCUUUCCGUGGAACUGGGGAUGCUGGUUAGAGAUCGCGAACCUCAUUGCAAGAGUUGAGCAUCUUAAUAAAAUUGCACCGCACCUCCCCCAAAACAUCAUGUCCUUUAUCUUCCACGCAAAUACGGCGGUAAAUCUCUAUCAACAGGGGCAAGACCUCGCCGCAUCCUUGAACGAUCUUCUGGGAAUAUUCCCGACGUCCUCAUUCCUGCUAACGUGCAAAGCCCUGCUCAACUACCACAUGAAGGACUUACUAGCCGCCGAGCAAGACUUUAGCAACUUGCUGGCACUUCACCCACAUCGACUAGAUUCUCUGGAUCAUUAUUCCAACAUCUUGUACGUUCUGAACCUUCGGCCAAAGCUGGCAUUUUUGGCCCACCUCUGUUCGAGCAUCGACAAAUUCAGGCCGGAAUCCUGCGUGGUGAUCGGAAACUACUACUCGUUACUGUCGCUUCACGAGAACGCCGUCCAAUACUUUCGCCGGGCCCUCACCCUAGAUCGUUCGUGUCUGUCAGCCUGGACGCUCAUGGGGCACGAAUACGUGGAGCUCAAAAACACACACGCAGCAAUCGAAUCAUAUCGCCGAGCUGUGGACGUCAACCGCCGGGAUUAUCGUGCCUGGUAUGGAUUGGGGCAGACUUACGAGGUUUUGGAGAUGCAUGCAUAUGCUCUUUGGUAUUACAAAAAGGCCGCCGGCCUUCGUCCUUGGGAUGGAAAGAUGUGGCAGGCUGUUGGCUCUUGCCUGCAGAAGAUGGGACGUGAUCGAGACGGCAUCAAGGCGCUCAAGAGAGCUCUUCUCGCCGACAGCUACUACGACUCAACAUCCAGCAGCUUCGGCAGUGCAGGCGCUGUUGAUCGCAUGGCCCAGAUGGACCCAGAGGUCCUGCUCCAGAUUGCGAUCAUGUACGACCGUCUCGACGAAGAGGACGAGGCCAAGGCGUACAUGGAGCUUUGCGUAGCGCAGGAAGAUGGAGGUCUGGGCGACUCGGUUGCGAUCCAUCGCGACUCUUCCGGCGUUGCGUCAGAUGGAGAAGCAGAAGCGACCGAGAGAGGCGGCGGGGGCGAAGGUACUGGUGUGACCGUCGCGACCAGCAAAGCACGCAUGUGGCUUGCAAAGAACGCAAUGAGAACCGAGGACUACGUGACAGCAAACCGGCUGGCAACAGAACUAUGCCAGGAUGGCGUCGAGGUCGAGGAAGCCAAGGCGCUCAUCCGUGAGGCUCGUUCAAGAAUGGAGCUUGCCAACAUGGUGGACCGCUAG